GCCCCUCCCCGGCCCGUCCCGCCGCGCCGGCAGCCGCCGCCGCCGCUGCCCAGGUUGUGAACAACGCCUGGAGCCCGGGACGGCGCCAGCAGUGGGUUUAUCAUGCGAGGAUGUGCCCGCGCCCUCGCUGACCUGCCCGCCGUCCCCGCAGCCUGUCCCGGCCGGCGCCAUGGGAGGAUGCUUCUCCAAGCCCAAACCAGUUGAAGUGAAAAUUGAAGUUGUGAUACCCGAGAAGGAGAGAAGCAAGGAGGAGAUGUCGCCCAACGGAAAAGCCAGCCCCCUGAUCUACAAAGUCAAUGGGACUGCCCGGCACUAUCACCUCGAGGAGCACCCCAUUGCCAGCAACCCCUACCACAACCCAAAGGAUGUGGUGGAAGCAUCCGUGUGCCACGUGAAGGACCUGGAGAACGGACAGAUGCGGGAAGUGGACCUGGGCUGCGGGAAGGCUCUGCUCAUCAAGGAGAGCGGCGAGUUCCACGCCGUGGGACACAAGUGUCCCCAUUAUGGGGCUCCACUGGUGAAAGGGGUUUUGUCCAAAGGAAGAGUCCGCUGUCCCUGGCACGGAGCUUGCUUCAACAUCAGCACGGGAGACAUAGAGGACUUUCCUGGUUUGGACAGUUUACCCCGGUUCCAGGUGAAGAUUGAGAAGGAGAAGGUGUACAUCCGAGCAAGCAAGCAGGCUCUUCAGACACAGAGGAGGACAAAGAUGAUGGCAAAGUGCAUCUCCUUGAGCAACUAUAACCUGAGCAGUACCAACGUGUUGAUCAUCGGUGCAGGGGCUGCUGGACUGGUCUGUGCGGAGACCUUGCGCCAGGAGGGUUUCUCAGACAGGAUUGUGAUGUGCACGAUGGACAGACACUUGCCCUACGACAGACCCAAGCUCAGUAAGUCGAUGGAUUCCCACCCAGAGCAGAUUGCCCUGCGCCCCAAGGAGUUCUUCCGCACCUACGACAUUGAAGUCCUGACCGAAAUGCACGUUGCCGCUGUGGAUAUCAAGAACAAGACAGCCGUGUUCAAGGAUGGAUUUAAGAUGGAAUACAACAAGCUGCUGAUAGCGACUGGAAACACGCCCAAAGCUCUCAGCUGCAAAGGCAAGGAGGUGGAAAACGUUUUCAACAUCCGCACACCCGAAGAUGCCAACCGUGUCGUGAAGCUGGCCACGAGCAAGAAUGUGGUUAUCGUGGGAGCAUCCUUCCUGGGGAUGGAGGUGGCCGCCUACCUCGCGGAGAGGGCCCACUCGGUGUCCCUGGUGGAGCUGGAGGAAGUCCCCUUCAAGAAGUUCUUUGGGGAGAGGGUUGGCCGCGCUGUCAUGAAGAUGUUCGAGAGCAACAGGGUGAAGUUCUACAUGCAGACAGAGGUGUCGGAGCUGCGGGAGCAGGAGGGCAAGCUGAAGGAGGUCGUGCUGAAGAGCGGGAAGGUCCUGCGCGCCGACGUGUGCGUGGUUGGUGUCGGCGCAGUCCCAGCGACGGGCUUUCUCAAGCAGAGUGGCAUCAACAUCGACUCCAAAGGCUUCAUCGCGGUCAACAAGAUGAUGCAAACCAACAUCCCCGGAGUCUUCGCAGCUGGUGACGCUGUCACGUUCCCCCUGGCCUUGAGGAAUAAUAAGAAGGUGAACGUCCCUCACUGGCAGAUGGCCCAUAUGCAUGGCCGUAUAGCUGCGCUGAACAUGCUGGCCCAUGGCAUGGAGAUCAGCACCGUCCCGUAUUUGUGGACUGCUAUGUUCGGGAAGAGUAUCCGAUACGCGGGCCAUGGGGAAGGAUUCGACGAUGUCGUCAUUCAGGGAGAUUUAGACGAACUGAAGUUUGUGGCAUUUUAUACCAAGAGCGACGAGGUGGUGGCUGUGGCCAGCAUGAACUACGACCCUAUCGUGUCCAAGGUGGCUGAGGUCCUGUCUGCCGGCAGGACCAUCCGAAAGCGCGAUGUGGAGCUGUUUGUCUGUCACGGCAAAACCGGAGAUAUGUCCUGGCUAACCGGGAAAGGCUCCUAACGCCGCUGGCGGCUGCGCCCUCCUGAUGCUGCGCUGGCUGUGGGGAGACGGGAUGGCAGCUCCACGGACAGGCAGGGACACUGCGGCUGAGUCACUUCCCUUUGAGACUUGGAUGAACCCGCGCUUCCCUUCCCCGCAGACCACCGACACCUCCUCUGCCCCGCUGCCCACCGCGCUGGGGCUCUGCUGCUGCAAAUUCCCGCGGGAUGCCGGAAAAGCAGCCCCUGGAGAGAGCGGUGUUGGGCACUGCCCGCGGGCAUGGGCGCCGCAUGGCCGUGGAUGCUGCCGGCUGGCGGGGCUGGGGGGGGUGGGGGUUCCCCAGACGGGGCUGCUCCGAGCACAUCCCUGGCCCCCGUACCCAGGGCGAGAGCCUUCCGUUACUCCCUGCGCUUCCAAGCAUGUCGCCCCUUUCCCAACGCCCAUCCCCUGACAUCCGCUCCCUCUCCACACGGCUGCAGCGCUUUCCGUGGCUCUCCCCGUGCCCACCCGCCCCGGGGAACACCCGGAGGGGGGCAAGGAGACGGGGUCUCUGUACAGCCCGUGCCUGUCCCCCCAUCCAGCCCCCCCAGCAGAGGUGGGUCCCUGCCCAAACCAAGGGCUCUGGAGCUCAUGGGUCCCUGUCCCAGCCCCCGCAGCAUCUCCCCGUCCCGGAGCAGACGAGGGGCUGGGGCGCUGCUCCCCGGUUCUCGGGGCUCAGUUUGGGCUGGGGCAGCUCUCGGUCAGUGCCGGGGGUGCGGCGCGGGGCUGCCUGGGGAGGUGAGACAGCCGGACUGCAGCCCCCGGGCUUGGUGGCCAUCCUUCCAGCCGGCCUGGGGAUGUCUCCCUCCUUAACGAUUGUCGCAGGAUUAGCGCCGCUGCGGAGAUGUUGCUCAAGGAAAAAGGCAGCCAGCGGAGCGUUUCUGGCUCAUUCCUCCUGUCAUUUAGCGGCAAGGCAGCAUUUCUCACCUCGGCUUUCUAGGUCAGCGCUCUGCUGCUGUGUUUUCUGCUCCUUGCUGGACGGAGAGCCUUAUCUCCAGCUCAGGAGUGGACCUGGCCGGCCCACAGCCCCGUGUCCAUCAGCCCAGCAGAGCUGGAGGAAGAGAGAGACCCCCCCUCCUUGGAGAGUCUCCAGUGCUCUGUCCUGGGGGAGGUUUCUUCCCCCCAAAUCAGUGUUUUACCUGGAAUCCAAAGCAAGAGGAUUUAUAUUUUUAAUUUGAUUCCCCCCCUGUGAAUUAAAGCAGUACUAUCCUCGGGCUCUG
This is a messenger RNA of Chroicocephalus ridibundus (black-headed gull), 3225 nucleotides long. It is a transcript of the gene AIFM3, whose product is annotated as apoptosis inducing factor mitochondria associated 3. Bases 170 to 1987 code for a protein of 605 amino acids. Gene Ontology annotation, molecular function: flavin adenine dinucleotide binding; oxidoreductase activity, acting on NAD(P)H; 2 iron, 2 sulfur cluster binding. The transcript is spliced from 21 exons. Gene Ontology annotation, biological process: execution phase of apoptosis. NCBI's taxonomy places the organism in Eukaryota, Metazoa, Chordata, Aves, Charadriiformes, Laridae. Gene Ontology annotation, cellular component: mitochondrion; cytoplasm. The record is from RefSeq and is a predicted model, not a curated record.